AUGAGGUCAACAAUAUGGGCAGCGGCACUAGCCCUCACGGGCCUGGCUGUCCGUUGUUGGGCCCAGGAGAUGCCGGCAUGCGCUAGCGACUGCCUGGUGAAAUACCUCCCGGAUUCCAAGUGUGACCCAACGGACAUGGACUGUGUAUGCUCAGACCUGACGUUGAUGGAUAACGUCGGGACCUGCACGCUCGGGGCUUGUUCCCUGUUCGACGCGCUUGCUGCCAAAAAUGCAACAGCGACGCUCUGCAAGGAGCCUGUCCGCGACAGGGGUAAUGUCGCCCCCAUAGCAACUGCCAUCACCGGCAGCAUGGCGCUCGCCUUCGUCCUCCUCCGGGUCUACGAGUCUGGGUUUCGGAAGAAGGAGUUCCAUUGGGCCGAUGUUUGGGCAAUACUAGCAAUGGCUCAUGGGAUGGGUAAAGACAUCUGGACCCUUCCGCCCGACGAGAUUACUGAGGUUGUCAAGUACACAUGGGUUACCCAAGUAUCUUACAUCCCUGCCAUCAUCUUAACCAAGAUCACCGUCUUGUGUUUCUUCUUGCAUGUAUUCCCUGCGCCAGGGUUCCAGAUGGCCUGUUGGGGUACAAUCGUCCACUGCGUCCUGUUCAUGGUAUCAACAACAAUUGCGGCAAUUCUCGCCUGCGUCCCUGUCGAAUCCGCCUGGGUUGCUUGGACUGGGACGGCGGAGGGUGUAUGCUUUGAUAACAACGCCUUCUGGUGGGCUCAUUCGGCUAUCAACAUCGUUACAGAUGUCUGGAUUUUGGCAUUGCCGAUCCCCCAGCUGCUGAAUCUCCAACUUGGGACAAGGAAGAAGGUUUACCUGAUCAUGAUGUUCAGCGUUGGUCUUGUCGUCAUCGAGUGCAACAUCUCCAUAAUGUGCUGCUGCAUGCCCGCGAUGCUCUCCUUCCUGCGGCACGUGCUGCCGGCCGUCUUCGGCAGCACCAACCGCUCCAAGCAUUACAACUACAACAACGGCGGCGGCGGCGGCGAGGACGGCAGCUACAAGAUCGGCGGCACGGGCGGCACGGGCGGCGGCCGCUCCGCCCUUCCCCUCCAACGCCAUCCAGAAGAGCGUCACCCACACGGUUUCGUAUUUUCCGCGCUCUGGGGACUCGGAUGA
Chaetomium globosum CBS 148.51 is the source of this 1119-nucleotide messenger RNA. RefSeq lists its product as uncharacterized. The transcript has 7 exons. The coding region runs from base 1 to 1119 and encodes 372 amino acids. The record is from RefSeq and is a predicted model, not a curated record. NCBI's taxonomy places the organism in Eukaryota, Fungi, Ascomycota, Sordariomycetes, Sordariales, Chaetomiaceae.